ACCUAAUAUUAAUAUUCUAUUCUCAUAUUCCGUCCUCAUCCUCCUCUGAAUCAAACAACAAUAUACGUUUCUUCUGGGGUUUGUCCCCUUGGAAAAUUCCAAACCCUAGUUUCUCUCUAUUCUCUUUCUAUCACCAGAUUCGAUCAGCUUCUCUUUCCGAUCUUCGUCUCUCUCUCUGUGUGUGUUUGCUUAAGUUUCGUUCCAUGAAGAAGGUUCUUCAUCGAGGCUUUAAGCCUGCUAAAUGCAAAACAGCUUUGCAAAUGGCGAAUUCACGCCUGAAGAUCCUCAAGAACAAAAAGGAGAUUCAGAUUAAACAGCUGAGGCGAGAGUUGGCUCAAUUGCUCGAAGCUGGGAACACACCUACCGCUAGAAUUAGGGUGGAACAUGUGGUGAGGGAAGAGAAGACAGUGGCUGCCUAUGAGCUCAUUGGGAUCUACUGCGAACUCAUUGUUGUUCGUUUGGGUGUUAUCGAGUCUCAAAAAAACUGCCCCAUUGAUCUGAAAGAAGCGGUCGCGAGCGUCUUAUUCGCUUCCCAGAGGUUAUCAGAUGUUCCAGAGCUCUCAGAGAUCGUCAAGCAAUUCACUACCAAGUACGGGAAGGAUUUUGCUACCUCUGCUAUUGAGCUGCGUCCAGAUUCUGGUGUCAGUCGCCUGUUGGUGGAUAAAUUGUCUGUCAAAGCCCCUGAUGGUCCAACAAAGGUCAAGAUUUUGACGGAGAUAGCUGAGGAGCAUAAUGUCGUUUGGGAAGCAAAGUCUUUUGUUGAACCGGAUCCAAAAGACAAGUUGUUGAGUGGAGCAAGCUCGUUUCAGUCAGCGAGUAGUGUAAACGUUGUGGAUUCAUCUAGAAUCCCAAACAAGGAACAAUAUCCAAGCGUCCAAGCUCCAGCUCCAGCUCCAGCUCCAGCUCAUGUCAAUGUUCAACGUGAAACAAGCGAAAGGCAUCAUUCAUCAGAGAACUCUUAUUACGCAAGUGAUGGAAGAUCUUCAAGCCGUACCAACAAUGUUACUUCUGGGACGGCUGAGGACUAUCAUCAUCCACAUGCAACACCUUCUCGGUCUAGGCCUGAUGAAGGAGAAUGUAGAAAUCCAAAUCAUGGCGAAAGUAAGCAAAGGUGGGAAACAGAGUUUGUUGAUUCUACUGAUGCUGCACGUGCGGCUGCUGAAGCCGCUGAGAGAGCAAGUUUUGCUGCUAGAGCAGCUGCUGAACUUUCUAGCAAAGAAAGGAUGACGAGGCAGAAUUCAGCAGAGUCUCAUAUAUCCUCUGCAUCUGUAAAUUUCAGAAACGAGCCUUCACAUAGACGUGACAGAUCGAAUGUACAAAGCCAGAGUUUUUCUGGAGAUUAUUCAUCUCCAAGACACAAUGUUAGGAUGCAGAAUGAAGAUAUGGACAGAACCCAACAAGAUAGAUAUGAUAGGGGAAAGGAACCUGAGAUUUCUCAUGUAGUUCAGCCAUCAGAAAGACAUUACAUGGAUAACUCGAGAAAGAGCGGUUCCUUUGGUAAAACAGGUAGAGAGAAGCAGCCAAGCGAGGAUGAUCAGAUAGAUUUAAAUGUUGGUUACUUGGAAGAUAUUCAUCUCAGGAAGCAGUUAAGCAGAGCUUCAUCUCAUUCACAUUCUAGCAAUUAUUCUGAUGAGCAUGUCAUUGACUCUGAUUAUAUAAAGUCACCAAAAGCCGUGGAGGAAAACAUUUUUGCCACUGAAUAUGAUCACCAAUCUCAGAGCAGCUUUAAAGAUAAAGAUUUCGAUGAUCAUGGACAUGAUGAUGAUGCUGCUGGUACUUUUCAUGAUUAUAGCUCCUUUUUUGACAAACCUAAAUUCGAUGCUGAAGAAGAUGAAUAUGAUCAUGGGGUGGGAUUCUCAUUACUUGGCAGCAACGCACCUAAUCUUACCUCAACACCAGCUGCUUCAUGGAGCUUCAAAAGUGACCAUAGUAAGUCUCAUGGAAAUCAUAGCUCAAGCUCACAAGUCUUCCAAGAGAGACCAAGUUCUCCUUUAUUUGAUGAUGUCCCUACAAGUCCUCCGGCUUCUUACCAUGAGCCAGAUCGCCAUGCUAAGUUUGACAACUAUGAUCAGAAUUCAGAAAGUGAAGAUGAUCAGCCGAGACACAGAGGUAAAGUUGAUGAAACGGUGAAUCUGACAUCUCAUCGAUCUCAGAAGUUUGAAGUCUCUGAUCCUGGGGGACGUGAGUUUUUCCCUUUAGAGACAGAUGAGCGCAGAGAUGAGUCAAAAACACGGGAUGAAUCAGAUUCUGAGGCAGAUGCUCAGACUAGUCUGAGUUUUAAACCUUUGGUCGGUGGAUUCAGGAACAAAAAGACACUCCCACCAUAUAGAAUGAGCCUGGCAAGAAACGAAGCACCUUCCAAGUCUGGAAAGGAACAUAAAGGAACUGAUGAUGCUGGCAAGUCGGUGUCUACUCCUAGAAGUAGCAGAAAAGCAAGCAUCAGUGAGAAGAGACCAAGCUCUACGCCACCACAACCAUCUUCUAGUGAUGACGAUGACUCAGAGAUCCAACUUCGUUCAAGAAGAAGAGAAACAAAACCUCAAACCUCAUAUCUUCAUUCUCGUUUCAGCCAUGAUGACUCAGAGGAAGAACUUCCAGCACGAGCUUUUGCCAGAAGUCAAGAGAAGACUCAUACUCCAACAACGAGAGUGAGAGAUCAAAAUAGGUCAACCUUCAAGAUCCCAGCUUCAACCUCGUAUGAAGAUGAUGAAGAAGAAGUCGAAAGAGUCAGUGCCAAGCCAGCUAGAACAGCUGGGAUCUCUCUAAGGACAAAGGGGCAAGUGAAAGCUAAUGAGAAGCGUUCAUUUCCAGUUACACCAACGAUAACCAACCAAGAGUCUCGUGACCAGCCAUCUCCAAAAUCAACUUCAGGGCAAAAGACAGUCCCUGUUCCACAAACUGUAAAAUCACCAGAUCCAGAGACUCCUUCAAGGGCUAGUCAUGUUCAUCCCAACCUCCCAGAUUGUGAUGAUAUCUUUGCAAGGCUUGGAGCUCUUCGUACUCCUAAUCGCCGCUGAAUGUGCUCAUCCUCCGUCUGUUCAUACAUUUACUCUUUGUCACAAAGAUCACUCCAAACUCAUUCUUUACUCUUGACUGAAUUUGAUAUUCAUACACAUUAUACAUAUUGAAGCAGUGGUGUGAUAAUACAUGUUCUUUUCUUCUUUUUUGCCGUUUUGGUGUUUACUCUGACUGAAGUUGAUAUUCAUACACAUUAUACAGAUUGAAGCAUUUGGUGUUGUGACUA
Molecule: messenger RNA, 3244 nt
Organism: Raphanus sativus (radish)
Lineage: Eukaryota; Viridiplantae; Streptophyta; Magnoliopsida; Brassicales; Brassicaceae
Exons: 7
Coding region: 204-3017 (937 amino acids)
Biological process (GO): protein transport
Source: RefSeq, a predicted model, not a curated record